AUGCCCGACCUUGAUACCACUGAGAUAGAGAAAGUGACGGUUGCGGUUGUCAAGCAAAGCGUCCAGGAUGGGACAGUCUCUGAAUUGACGCCCCGCCUCGUCCGGCAAGAAGUAGAGAAGCGGAUGUCUCUUCAGGCCGGAGUACUCGAUGAGAAACGCUACAAGGGGAUUGUCAAGGCUGCAAUCGACUCCACCAUGGAUGGAGAUGACGAUGAUCAGACCAGCCCCGAAAAGCCAAAGCCAAAGAAGGCCGAGCCUAAAGUGGCACCGAAGCCCAAGGCCAAGAAGAAGGCUGAGGAAGACAGCACUUCUAAGAAAGCAAGAAAGAGCACGAAGGCCAAGCGCUCUCCUUCAGUAGUUCCCUCAGAUGAUGAAGCUGGAGAAAAGGACGAGGUCCCAUCCUCCAGCAAGGCGAAAUCCAAGGCCCAAACUACGAAGAAGGGUAAACAGGUCGAAGAAAUGGCCGAAGACAGCGACGCAGAUUCUGCUGCUGAACCGCCGAAGAAGCGGCAGAAGAAAGCGGUUGCGGAUAAGAUCGUCAAGGAGUCGCCUGCUUCGAAGCCGAAACAGCAGUCUAACACAAGCGCUCUCGUGUCGAAAUCUCACGUCGAACCUCCGGUACCGGCAAAGGCGUCUGGAUCCAGUGCCGGCCAGUCGUCCAAGGACGAUGCGGAAGAAAGCGGGAACAAGAGCGAAUCUGAGAUGUCCGUCCUGAUUGACGAACCGCCGAAGAAGCGCGGAAGGAAGAAGAAAGACGAAGACUCGGGGAAAACGACGAAGGGGAGCAAGCAAGAGCAGAAAGAGAAAAGGGGCAAGAAGCCUGCGAAGGAACUGACUAAGGACGAUGAAACCAUCAAGCGACUAAAAUCCUUCGUUGUAGCAUGCGGUGUACGCAAAGUCUGGGCGAAGGAAUUCAAGGACCUCGACACGCCUGCAGCGCAGAUUAAACGGCUGAAAGACAUACUCAGCGACCUCGGCAUGUCAGGACGCAUGAGCCUCGAGCAGGCCAAGGCCAUCAAAGAGAAGAGGGAGCUCGCCCAGGAACUGGAGGACGUCCAGACUUUCGAGAAAGCCGUUACGUCCGGUCCACGUCCCUCUCGCACGCGCGGAAAUGUAGCAGAGGAUCCCGAAGCGGAAGACCAGUCUGACGACGACGAGGCGGCCGUGGCAAAGCGACGACGUGCUACUACCCGCCAGACAAUAAUGGCGUUCCUGGGAGAUCAGAGCGAUAGCGAUUGA
Molecule: messenger RNA, 1239 nt
Organism: Sparassis crispa
Lineage: Eukaryota; Fungi; Basidiomycota; Agaricomycetes; Polyporales; Sparassidaceae
Exons: 11
Coding region: 1-1239 (412 amino acids)
Cellular component (GO): nucleus
Source: RefSeq, a predicted model, not a curated record